Molecule: messenger RNA, 1356 nt
Organism: Diaporthe amygdali
Lineage: Eukaryota; Fungi; Ascomycota; Sordariomycetes; Diaporthales; Diaporthaceae
Product: 3-hydroxybenzoate 6-hydroxylase 2
Exons: 4
Coding region: 1-1356 (451 amino acids)
Molecular function (GO): monooxygenase activity; FAD binding
Source: RefSeq, a predicted model, not a curated record
AUGGGCUACUACACAAGGCGACCAACGAAGCCGGAUCUACCAUUCGGGAGCCUGUCGUUUGUCAUUGUUGGUGCAGGUAUUGCUGGACUCACGGCCGCACUGGCAGUGAAGAAACAAGGGCAUCAUGUUGUCGUAGGUUACCAAUACCCAUCACCAGUCACUGCAUGGGCUUCAUCAUCGGCUGAAGAAACCCUACAGGUCCUCGAGAAGUCCAAGUUUGCUACGGAGCAAGGUGCAGCUCUCGCCUUGUCACCAAACUGUUCAAUCUUGCUGAACUGGCUUGAUCUCCGGCCGGAGAGCUUUGGAUCAGAUCUGAUCCACCACUUCUACACACUGCGUGCAUGGUAUCCAAGAUUGACGUCCAUGAAGGAAGGAUCACCUUGGAGGAUGGCCGCCGAUUUCACGGUGACGUUUUGCUUGGAGCGGAUGGGGUUCACGUACGUCCUUUACUACAUGUUGCAAACUUUGGCUGACCAUGAGCAGUCUAUGACCAGGAAACAAGUCUGCCUGGAAGCAAAACCCAAAUCAUCAGGUUUUAGUGCUUUCCGAUGGCUUACACCAAUAGAAAAAGUUGCCGCAGCUCUCGGCGACAAAGGACCUGUGGAUGUUCUACAGAGCCCUGGUGCGAUGUUGCAAUGGGACGAUACAAGUCGCAGGCUUCUGGCAUACCCAUGUGCCAACAAUACGAUCUACAACAUGUUGGCUUAUGUACCCAGUAGUGCGGUCGGAGUUAUUGAGGAGGGCAGCUGGAACAGUAACGGCAACAAGGGCAAUCUGGUACAAGCUUUCUCAAAGUUCUCGCCCGAAGUGCAGCAGCUUGUGGGCGAGGCAGAUGAUAGUCUCAGAGUUUUUGCACUCUCUGAUAUCGACCCACUGCCGACUUGGGUGAACGGAAGAACUGCUCUGCUGGGUGAUGCUGCACAUAUACUGCAACCAUACGUUGGUCAAGGAGCAUCUAUGGCUAUCGAAGACGCUCUCUCCAUUGCUACGAUGUUCCCUCUCGGAACCAGACCUGAUGAUGUUAAUGCUCGCCUCCGACUCUACGAAAAUGCAAGAAUGAGCCGGACGAAUAUGGUUCGCGACUGGGCCCUCAAGAAUAGUCCCGGAUCCGUACCCUUAGCCUCAGAGGGAUCGUGGUGGUUUUCAUCCGCCGUCACGAAGCUGACCACUUGGAGGGUCUUGGCACAGACCGCGAUGUUCAUGCAGCAGACAUUUGGUCACAACGAGAUCGACCACUCCAACAAGAUAUUGCAGCAGGCUUUAGCUAGGCGACCGAGCUUGGACGUGGAUAUUGGCAGGAGAAAAUCGAGCAUCUGGUCUUUUGUACUUGGCGAAGGGCAGACAGUAAAGACUUGA